This is a messenger RNA of Chilo suppressalis (striped riceborer), 1806 nucleotides long. The record is from the annotation of a GenBank genome assembly. Lineage: Eukaryota; Metazoa; Arthropoda; Insecta; Lepidoptera; Crambidae.
AUGCAGUCUAGUAGUUCUACUUGCAGCUACGUGGACGGCGAUCACUCCAGGAGCAUUAUACACAUCGACGUAGACUGUUUUUACGCUCAAGUGGAGAUGGUGAAAAAUCCCGAAUUACGUUCUGUACCACUCGGCAUUCAACAGAAAAACAUCGUAGUCACUAGUAAUUACGAAGCCAGAAACUACGGCGUCCAGAAGUGCAUGCUAGUUACUGACGCACUGAAACUUUGCCCCAAUUUGAAACUUGUUAAUGGUGAAGAUUUACACGAUUACAGAGCGGCUUCUAAUAAGAUAUUCGAAGUUUUACUGUCUCUAAAGUGUCCAGUAGAGAAACUGGGAAUGGACGAAAAUUUCAUUGAUGUUACAAAACUGGUACAGGAAAAAGAAAAAUCAGGUAACUGCACUGCAUUAGUUGGUCAUUUAUACAAAGAGCCAAGUAUACAAUGCCCAUGUGGGUGUCAAAGUAGACUGAAAACUGCAUCACAAAUAGCUAAUGAUAUAAGGCAAAAAGUAUACAAUGAAUUAGGUUUCACAAUAUGUGCCGGUACAGCACACAACAAACUGCUUGCAAAGCUGAUUUGUCCAUUACAUAAGCCCAAUAAUCAAACAACUAUAUUUCCUGAACAUGCCAUUGACUUCAUGGCUACAAUGGACAGUGUUCGAGCCAUUCCAAGUAUUGGUUCAAAAACUACUGAAACUUUAAUAUCACAUAAAAUUAUAUCCGUGAGUGAUUUACAACAGGUACCAAUUGAAUUAUUGAAAAAGAACUUCAGUAGUGAUAUGGCAGUAAGACUGAAAAGUUUAAGUUUAGGGGAAGAUAACACUCCAGUGAAGCAAACAGGGAAGCCGUUGAGCAUAGGUUUAGAAGAUAGUUUUAAAACUGUCAGUGUGAAAAGUGAGGUAGAAGAUAAAAUCUCAAUUUUACUUCAAAGACUGUUGGUACUGGUCAGAGAAGAUGGAAGAAUUCCUGUUUCUUUAAGAGUAACAUUAAGGAAGAAAGAUGCUAAAAGAUUGAGCAGCCACCGUGAGUCCAGACAAUGCCAAAUAUCACCUUCAAUAUUCACCAUUACCAAUGGAACACUCAUUGUUACAGAUGCUGGACAGCAAAAACUCAUGUCAAUAAUUAUGAGAUUAUUCAAUAAGCUUAUAGAUUUAUCAAAACCAUUCCAUUUGACACUUGUAGGUUUAGCAUUUACUAAGUUUCAAGAGCGGAUGACUGGUAGGAGUUCAAUUGUGAAUUACCUUAUGAAUGAUAUCUCUGUGCAGUCUGUGCUCAAUUUGCAAAAUGACUGUGACACAUCUGCAACAUCUAUGGACUACUCUGCAGCAUCACCUAGUAGUAGUACUACAACAGACUUGUCUGAUGCUGAAGUGGAACCUUCUCCAAAAAAGCCCAAGAAGGUAACGUGGAUUGCAAAGAGGAGGUGUUUGGCUAAAGAGGAAGUUGCAUCACCAAGUAAGCUUAAAGUAAGUGAGCUUCGUCUCAACUCAAAAGAAUUAGAGAAAGUAUCAGAAUUGAGAUUGAAUUCAAGAGACAGAUCAUUAACACCUAGAGCAAGUCCUGCUAAAGACAAUCUUUCUGAUACCUCUGAUACCAUGAAAGAUGUAAUGGAAGGAGGUCCUUGUGAUGACUGCCCUAGUUAUGUUGAUAAGGAAGUGUUUGAUGCCCUCCCAGAUGAGAUGCAGCAAGAACUUAAAGCUAUGUGGAAAAACCCUUCAAGUUCGGAUGUGCAGAGGACUAGUCCAAGAACAACGAACAAAUCAAAACCGAACUCAAUCUUGAAAUAUUUUGUUCCACACAAAUAG